UCGCGAUUCGGUCUCGGUUUUCAGUAGCGCUUCUCCAGCCGCUCUGUUCAGUUCGCGACCCUCGAAAGACCGCCACAGCAUAAUAUACCCGUCAUAUACUUCGUACAAUAUAUACCUGAACGGAACUGCGCACAAAGAUAUACUAGUAGUACACAACGGAUCGGGUUUCGUGCGCCUUAGAAAAUCCGAAUUCCGCAAGAGAGCUCCGCCGCUUCGUUUGAGGCCAAUUGACCUGAUUUCAGGUUGGGGGUUUUAAUUUGAUUUUGCGCAUUCUGGGCAACGCGGAAACAUUAUGCAAGAACACCGCGCGUGAGUGACCGAGUGCACAAGUGCAGCAGAUUCAUAAUCGUAAGAGCAUAAAUAUAUCUAUUAAAAUGCCAACGAAACGCAGCAGAACAUUCAGGCAAUGCAGAUCAACGCUGCUGCUGCUGGCUCUUUUGCUGACGACUUUCUUAAUGAGUAUAUCCUGUACGAGCGGUGCCCGCGAUCACCGAAGGCAGACCAACUUGGAGGCCAAAGUUGGCUCCCACGUGGUCUUCAACUGCUACAUCGACUUCCCUUUCGAUGCCCCCAUACCGUACUUGGUGCACUGGAGCAAGGAUAGCAAGAAAAUCUUCACCUGGUACGAACAGGAGACCUCAACCAAUGAGCUUUUCAAUGGCCGACUGCAUUUAGUGGAAAACCAUCCGGAAUUUGGAAGGGCCUCCGUCAAUCUGACCGCCAUCCGGGAAUCGGACCAGGGCUGGUACCACUGCCAAGUUAGCUUCCCCAAUCGCUCGCCCUCGGUCCGCAACAAUGGCACGGCGUACCAUUUGGCGGUCCAGGGUGGCUCCCUCAUCCGCAUCCCGCCCGUGAAUCAGACCAUCCAGGAGGGCCAGACCGCCUUCUUCCACUGCGUUAUGAAGUAUCCGGAUAACUCGCUGGCCUCCUGGUACAAGGACGGAGUGCUGCUGCAGGAGGUUCAGGAUUUGGUCAGGAGAUCCUACAUGGGUCCCGAUGGCAGCCUCAGCAUCGAUCCCACUAUGAUGAGCGAUCUGGGCGAGUACGAGUGCAAGGUGCGCAACAGCGAGGGCGAACUGCAGACGGCCAAGGCCUUUCUCAACAUACAAUAUAAGGCCAAGGUGAUUUACGCCCCGCCGGAGGUUUACCUGCCGUACGGCCAGCCCGCCGUGCUCGACUGCCACUUCCGGGCAAAUCCGCCGCUGAAGAAUCUGCGCUGGGAGAAGGACGGCCUUCUCUUCGACUCGUACAACGUGCCCGGGGUAUUCUACAAGAUGAACGGCAGCCUGUUCUUCGCCAAGGUGGACGAAAACCAUGCCGGCAGCUAUACGUGCACGCCCUACAACGACCUCGGCACGGACGGACCAUCGCCGGUCAUCAGCGUGAUUGUGCUCCGUCCGCCCAUCUUCAGCGUCACGCCCAAGGCCAUCUACAUCCAGAAACUGGGCGAGGCGGCCGAGCUGCCCUGCGAAGCCAUCGACCGGGACGGAAACAAUCGGCCCUCCAUUGUCUGGAGCAGGAAAGACGGCCAGCCACUGCCGGCGGACAGGUUCAGUCUCAGCGGCGGCAACCUGACCAUCACGGGUCUGGUGGAGGGGGACCGUGGAAUGUACGAGUGCUCCGCCACCAAUGAGGCGGCCACCAUCACGGCGGAGGCCGAGCUCAUGAUUGAGAACAUCGCACCGCGGGCGCCGUACAAUCUCACGGCCAACAGCACGGAGACCUGCAUCACCAUACGCUGGCAGCCAGCUUCAGGUUACCUUCGCCCAAACCUGGAGUACACAGUGUGGUAUCGACUCAUGGAAGCUCCCGAAUGGCGCACUCUCCGUGUAAUGGAUAAAAAAGUGAUGGAGGCCACUGUACAGCAUCUGCAGCCAGGCAAGGAAUACGAAUUCAUGGUGCUCAGCCAAGACAAGCACGGCGACGGAAUGUUUAGCAAACAGUUUCGUUUCCAAACGCAGCCCUCUCCAAUACGAGCUGAGGACUUCGACGCCCAGCAAUUGCAACAUGAUCUGGGUCAAGUGACUGCUCCUGCCGGGGGGUUGGGAGCACCUUGGAACCUCACUGCCAUAAGCAACCAGCAGGGCUGGCUACUUCACUGGGAACAUCCCGUCCAGGGAUUGGAAGGAUUAAGGCUGUAUGCCGUUCGCUGGUGGAAGGAGCCCGAGCACUUUCUCAUUGGCCAUGCGGAGACCUUUGAUAACUUUUAUCAAUUGCGUCACCUCAAGGAGGAUACUCUGUUCAAGGUGCAAGUCAUGGCCGUGGGAACCAACACCCAACUAUCGGUGCCCAGCCAUGAACUCUUAAUAGAUGUUCCUUCGCAAAGGAAAGUUCGAGCCUUGAUUAUCGGCAGUUCGGUGGGUGUGAUCUUUCUGCUCUGCGCCCUGUGCGCUUUUUUAUACGUGAAGCGGAGCUGCCUAAGGCAUCUGUUCGCCAAGGAUAGCUCCGCUGGCGAGGAUGAGGACACUGCGGAGAGCGGCGAUUGCGACAGCGACGAACAGGAGCGGGAUCGAGACAGCAUUAAGAUACGCCAGUCCACCUGAGGAUUGCUCCAGAUCCGCUGGCAAUUUGGCAGCGAACAGGUUGGCCAGUGAAAAUUAGGGAGAAGGAUGUUAUUCAUCGUGCACCAGUCCGUGGGAAUCUGACUUUUAAUAUACGUCUAGCUGCUAUCUGUACCAUAAACUCUUCUAAUUAAAAAGUUUAACUAACCGAAUUCGAGAACAAAAUAAAUAAAACAGAAACAUGUCGAAUGUGA
Messenger RNA from Drosophila gunungcola (fruit fly), 2755 nucleotides. RefSeq names its product protein borderless (gene bdl). Gene Ontology annotation, molecular function: cell-cell adhesion mediator activity. The transcript has 6 exons. The coding region runs from base 375 to 2543 and encodes 722 amino acids. Gene Ontology annotation, biological process: axon guidance; dendrite self-avoidance; homophilic cell-cell adhesion. Lineage: Eukaryota; Metazoa; Arthropoda; Insecta; Diptera; Drosophilidae. Gene Ontology annotation, cellular component: axon; plasma membrane. The record is from RefSeq and is a predicted model, not a curated record.